AUAACUAACAUUGAACACAAAACCAAACACAUAAAAAAAUGAAAUCUCCAUCCCAAAAUAUUAUCAUAAGGAACAUACUCCAGCGCUUCCCACUGGAUAUCAUAAUGAGUAUGUUGUGCAGAAAGAAUUCAGUUAAUUGUGGCCGUGGAUCGGUGCCCGUGUAUCUAAACGUAUACGAUUUAACUUCUAUUAAUGGUUAUGCUUAUUGGUUUGGUCUUGGUGUUUACCAUUCUGGUGUUCAAGUUCAUGGAGUAGAGUACGCAUUUGGAGCUCAUGAGUAUCCAACGACGGGCAUUUUCGAAGGGGAACCGAAACAGUGCGAAGGAUUUACGUUUAGGAAGGCGAUUUUGAUUGGAUGGACAGAGAUGAGUGAUGGAGAAGUGAGAAGAGUAAUGGAAGAGCUUGCUGAGAAGUAUAAGGGAAAUGCUUAUAAUCUUAUAAGCAAGAAUUGCAACCAUUUCUGCAAUGAUGCUUGUCUCAAACUGACUGAUAAUCCGAUUCCUAGUUGGAUAAAUCGACUCGCACGAAUCGGUGUACUUUGCAAUUGCUUAGUUCCAGCGAGCUUGAACCAGACCAAAGUUGGCCACAAUCGUAUCGAAGGCAAGCCAGGUGAGGGGGAAAAGAAGAAACUUAGAAGCCGCUCUAGAAGGCUGACUCAAUCAUCUCCAUCUUCCUCGUGUUCUCCUCCGCUUGUCACAACUACAAGCAACAGAAGCCGAAGCAAAAGCCCGGUGCCUUCAUCUGCACCAUUGAUAUCCAAUUCAAUAUAGAUUUCUUCAUGAAGAAGAAGACGGCUGCUUUGCAUGUUUUGUUUCUGUUGUACAAUUGAUUCUUUUGCACCUUACUUCAUAAACACUUAAAGCUGUUCAGGAAGCCCUGAAAAUUCUGUGCAUGAAUUGGGUAUAAACUUCUUUGCUUAUUAUGAUAGCUGCCAAUUUUGGACCCAAGCAAACAUAAUAUAAAAUGCUGCAGCAUCUCAUCAGCUU
This is a messenger RNA of Capsicum annuum, 986 nucleotides long. RefSeq names its product deSI-like protein At4g17486. Gene Ontology annotation, biological process: protein deubiquitination. The transcript is spliced from 4 exons. Gene Ontology annotation, molecular function: deubiquitinase activity. NCBI's taxonomy places the organism in Eukaryota, Viridiplantae, Streptophyta, Magnoliopsida, Solanales, Solanaceae. The record is from RefSeq and is a predicted model, not a curated record. Bases 39 to 770 code for a protein of 243 amino acids.